This is a messenger RNA of Linnemannia hyalina, 1587 nucleotides long. Lineage: Eukaryota; Fungi; Mortierellomycota; Mortierellomycetes; Mortierellales; Mortierellaceae. The record is from the annotation of a GenBank genome assembly.
AUGGGCAAGAACACACUCCGUAACUCCUACUCAGGCUCUCGCCAUUCGUCUCUCCACAACCAACAACAACACGACUCGGACACAGACUCGGUCCCAGAUUCAGACCGCUCCCAACAACAGCAGCAGCUCCACAGAAAAACCAGUCGCGAGAGUAUGAGUGGUCGUGGGAGUGAACCAGGAAGUGAGCUGGAUGAAGAGGAUAGCAACAGGAAUAAACGCCACAGCUAUUCAAAUUCAUCUACGCCUACAGCCCCAGUCAAGCGAGCCAAGAGGAACCCAUCCAUCAAAUGUCCGAUCUGUCACGAGUAUGUAACUCCAGGACAGUACCAGCAGCAUUACCGCAUGGAGCUUGCCCAACUGGAAACUGGAGCGUCCAGUGAAGUGGGUCGGGGCAAGCGAGGAGCAGCAAUUGCAGCAUCAAAGCAGUUCAUGAAAGGGAAAUCUCGCGCAUCGGCAACAGACCAAGAGAAGCAGAACAUGCUGCGAGAUAUUCAGAAGCGGAGGGGAGCGCGACAAAACAACAAAGAUGGCAAUGGAGUAGGAUCAGGUCGAGGAGGAGGAGGAGGAGGAGGAGGCAGGGAUCUAGAUCUAGGACUAGCAGGCGCGCUUGAAGAUUCUCUCAACGACGACUCCCCAGCGACAUGCUUCAUCUGUAACGAACGUCUCUUUGGAUCACUUGAUGAUAUCAACACCCAUAUCGAUGCCUGCCUCACCAAUCCACAACCAUCACGGCACGAUACACAAGGAAGUUAUUCGUCUUCAGGCGCAAACACGCCAGUCUCUGGAGGCGCAUCAGGCAGGAGCUCUAUAGCAACCACCCCUAAUGCCCGGAUGGCGGAUUCGUUUGAAGAAUACACAUGGGCAGGUCAGACACGGAUAAGAGCGACAGCCCUGUUUGAAGGUGGGAUGGCUUCUCUCGGGUCAGGAUCGAGAACUGUACAGGAGGACAUUGACGACGAUUUGAAUGUGGAGGAUGAUGAGGAUGACGAGUAUGGGGGUGCUCAGUUCACGGAGCGGGAUGUGGUUUUGAACAUUGAGGAUCCGGACACAGACGAGCUGCGGGAAAUUGUCAUGGAAUCGACAGCUGUUGUCGAACGAGCUCCGCCUUCACCGACCCUUGCAGUCAAGGAGGCACAAAGGCGGCAUAGAGGUGUUGACCGGGAUGUGGAUAUUGAAGACAUGGGUGAUGAUCCGGGUGAUGUGGACGAUGAACUUGUAGACGAGGACGAAGAAAUUGAUCUGGAAGGAGAUGACAACGACGACCACGAUCAAGCCCGCCAUCACCAUCACAAAGCGCAAGCAGAAGACCAGAGGGUAGACGCGCUGAUGAGUUCGGCGUUGACCUCUGGUGACACGCGACUGCUGAUUGAGGCGUUGAGGUCCAAGGUCAAGCAUCUGGAGUCGGCCAACAAGAAUGUCCCAACGUGUUUAAUAUGUUUAGAGGCUUACACGGUCCCGCUGACUUCUAUCGUCUGCUGGCACGUUCAUUGUGAGGCCUGCUGGAUGCAGACCCUGGGCAGCAAGAAGCUGUGUCCGCAGUGCCAAAAGAUUACCCUCCCCAAGGAUCUCCGUAGAAUAUAUCUCUAA